AUGAUAUACGUCACCAAUGACUUGAAACUUAGAAUAGUGGACCCUGUUGUGGAUGGUGAGCAGAGCGAUACGCAGUCACAACAGACGAGUAGUACAUUUAGAAAGAUUGCAAAGAAUGAUAUUAGACGUGAGGUUUCAUUGGCGUCAAAGGUUGGUGUGUCAUCAGGUCGCAGACCAGUGGCACUUCAGGUUGGAUACACAACACCACUCGUACAGGGCUAUAGACAGAUGCCCACUCAGAUGGUGGUCGUUGUCACUGAAGACUGGGGCAUCCUGGCCUUUGAUCAUCUAUUGCGACCUCUCUGGGAGAGCUAUGUUGUUGGUGAGAUACCAAAGAAUAACUAUCAUUCUGAGGUGACCAUCGCCAUCGUACCAAUGGGCGUUGAGAAUGGUGAUCAAGGAGUUGUCGUGAUUGGAGGCCGCCUGGAACCAAUUCCAAAUGAGAUGCAUCGAUCACCAGAGAUACCAGCGAUUGGACUGGACAUAAACAAGGCGAUGGCAAAGGAGAAUACAUUGGAUGAGGGCGAGCCAGACGACGACGACGAUCACACUCAUGGCAACAAGGCCAAUGAUCAUGGCGAUGAUGACGCUCACAAGGACGAGAGUCACUUCUCAUACUUUGCACUCAAUGCACUGGAUGGCAAACUGCGAUGGAAGCACACAGAGGAAUCAUUCAUGCCUGACAACCCUCAUGCACAUGAGAAGAACGAGAAGCGACAUAGUUACAGACAGCACCUGUUCUCAUUGUUGGAUCAUGUGGGCGAGGUCAACUGGAAGGUGUACAAACAGUCGAUGCUGGCAUCCAUGCCACACAGAUGGUCGUCCAACUUUGACACCAAGUUUGACGUGCGGCACUUUGAAAAAGGCUCGUCCAGCGUCAAGCAUGGCGCGGCCGAUACUGAGCACGAUGAGUGGAACACCGAGGUGGUGGGCGUGCAUCCCUCACAUCUGGACAACAUUGUUGGCGCAUCCAUUCUCAGUCCACACGCAGAGGCGGACCAUGUCGUCGAGCCCAAUGUGAUUGUGGCUCACACCAAGAAUGGAUUGGAAGCGAUACAGAUACACUCUGGCAGGACCGUGUGCAAGAUGAUCCUGGACAAUACGGAUCACUACCAGAACAGCGAUCACUACAUUGUCUACACCGACCUGAAUGGUGACGGCAUGGUCGACCAGGUGCACGCGAUGGCCGGUGACUUCCCUGGGGCCUCACAGUUCUCGCGUAGUCGUAGACCAGAGAUAUGUCUGGGUAUGGCGAUGACCGGACUGCCACCACGCGACUACCUCUUCAAUCGAUCAAUAUGCAAUCAAAAUGGCGUAGACUUUGACUACUUCUUCUGGCGCAGUGUCCCUGGCGGUGCGAACGAUGCCGGUGGCGCGCUCAACGGUAUCCAAACAGUGGCGCCAGCGAUUAUCGCACAUCCAGCCACACCCAACUCCAAAGAGAUCGUGUUCCUGGUCAGCUCGGGCAAGAUCACAAGCGUACGAUUCAACGGCGCCCAGAACUGGGCGCGUGACACUGAUGCGAGAUGGAGCAAGCGUGGACAGCCAUAUCCACACCCUUCGAUACAGGGAUUCUCGAUCGAUGCGUAUGGCGCCAAGACUCACAUCUUGGCAGUUGCCGAGUCUUUGGUGAUUCUCACGCAGCAGGGCGAUGUGAUGAUCAGUGAGAAGCUAGGUGGCAAGCGAUCAAGUAGUCCAAUGUCAACAGAGCGUACAGACAUGGCUGCGGUAUCCGUCAUACCAAUGGGACCACCAGUGAUUGGAGAUUUGAACAAUGAUGGCUACAACGAUAUCAUCGUGCCAACCGUGCACGGAUACUAUGUCUAUCUGAUGGAGCAUGGACAUCAGACUACCGUGCUCACCUACUUUAGUGUCUUGUUCACCUCGGCCUUCCUAUUUAUCGUGUUCAAGACAAGAGACACUGGUAGUAGCAGUACUUCAUCAUCAUCACAAGGUACAGCAGUUGUUGGCAAGUUGUUUGGAAAGAGUUCUGGUGGUGGCAACACAAUAUCAUCGCGUUUGAGUGGUCAUUACAAGAAGGAUCAGGAUCGUUGA
Molecule: messenger RNA, 2055 nt
Organism: Acytostelium subglobosum LB1
Lineage: Eukaryota; Evosea; Eumycetozoa; Acytosteliales; Acytosteliaceae
Exons: 2
Coding region: 1-2055 (684 amino acids)
Source: RefSeq, a predicted model, not a curated record